CCGAAGGGACAGGAGUUUCCCCGAGCGCUUCCCGGCACUGACAGCGGGCGGAGGGAGGGCGGGAGGUAGCGGGCCGGGCCCCCCCCACCUCCCCAGCCCCGCUAUUAGUACCGGCCCUCGGCGGAGCUCGCCUCAGUGCGGAGCCGUCGCGGUCACCCACCGUCUCUCAGCACCAUGCAAGGGCUCAGCGCCGCGCCGCCCGCCGCCUUCCUCUUCUUCUUCUUCCUCCUCCUCAGCUCGUUGUUGCUGCUACCGGCGGCCGCGGCACCGAACGCCGAGCGGGAACUGAACCCCAGCAGCCGCCUGGCAGCGGGGGCGGCGAGGGUGGCAUUGCAUCACCUCAACUUCCAGACGGCGUCCCCCGGAGCGCUGCAGGCGCUGGGGCAGGUCCGCAAGGCCGCGCUGAAGAACAUCCCAGGCUCUGGUCACAAGUACUACCUGCAGUUCACUACUGAAGACUACAAAAGCGGGGAAAAUGCCGGGAGCUGCAUCGCUACAGUCUUGUAUCCGAAGAAAAAGUCUCCGCCUGUUGUCAAUAUCAAGUGCAUGCAAACCAAAGACCAGAAGCAGAUCCAAGAAGAGGACAACAGACUUUACCAAAAAAUAAGGCACCAAACCAAACCAAUAAUGGGAAACAAUAUUCCAGACAGCUAUGGCAAUAUUGAACCUGCCCUGGAGCCAGCAUGGGCUUUGGCUGUUGCUGGCAGCAGCUACAUAAUGUGGGAAAAGUCAACAGAGAACGUGGGUUACUUCAUGGCACAAGUCAAGUCCGUGAAGCAGUGGAUAAGGAAAGAUGAUUUUAUUGAGUUCGACUACACUGUCCUACUCCAUGAAAUUCCAACACAGGAAAUUAUUUCAUGCCACAUGCGCCUCACUUGGCUUCCUGGCCACCCUCUGAAAGUGAAAUACUUCUGUGCUUCAGAGAACCAGGGGCUCGAAGACAGCUCUGGAAUGGAAUCCGGAUCAGCUGCUGGGAUUUUACAGGAAACGGGAGCAAAUUUUUAAGAGAGACUGUCAGCUUUAUGUAUUUGUAUAAAAUGAGAAAAUCCUUGUGUUAAUAGACCUGGAGUUGGGGUAACUUUUCUAUACAAGUCGCACAGCAGUGAAUUUGAAUGCUUUCACUACUCUGCUUUGUUCCAAAAUUAAUUCCUCCGAUUUCUUAAACUGCAAGACUCACGUGUUCUAGAGUUCUACCUAAAACCUUUGCUACUACAUAUAUACCCAGCUAAACACACACAAGUUGAUUUUCUGUCACUAACUUUACUGUUACUUGGAGUAACAUAGUUUGUAAACAAAGUUUAAUAUAUUUGGAUAAAAACCUUGAGAAAAGUAUUAAUCUGUCACUAAGAAAUAUUUGUCUACUAAUUUUUUUGUUUCGUUUUUUGGGCUAGAUCCAUGCUGAUUUUUUUAACUUACGUCUCCAAUAAACCAAAUACCAUUACGCAGGGUCGAGGUUGGGUUUUGUUUCAUGAUGCUGCUGUUUGACCCCAACUUCCCAUCUUCUCCCAGCGUCUGGCCUUUACAGGACACGGACGAGCGUGGGCAGCGAGACGUCUCCCCACAAAGCCCGAGAGAAGCCAGUAACCAGCAUCUGCGCAGCCCGAGUCCCGCCGACGCGCCACCAUGCCCUGCAGUCUGAGCUGACACAAAAAGUUUCUUCUCUCAUUAUUUGUGAAGGCAACUUGGAAAAUAUUGAUGUAAGGAAAACAUGUUUUCUUGUCUCCCCACAUCUGUCACCAGUCCAGAAUGCUUUGUCAGACAGGAAUUGAGGAUGCUGUCCUCGUCUGUUUGUGGUACGACAGAGUUCUCGCUGUUUACCUGGAAGGGAAACAGACCUGCAGGGACAGGAAGGCUCUGAGCAGACGGAUUUUCACAUUUGGGGUGGUGAGGGAACGGCCCACUGCCAGAGUACCCCGUCAAACAGCUCACACUAACGACUGCCAUGUCUUGUACCCGGCCGGACACAACACAGCCCUACUGCAAGAACGCUUUUAUCCUUUCUCACCAAAUUCUCCCUUUGGGCUGACAGCAGACCCACCGUCCUGCCCUUGGUCUCUCAGAUUGCACCACACCGCCUCGAGCUCACCUUUUUUUUCCCCCCGUUAGCCAGAUUUCCGCCGGGUUAAAUGCACCCUGUAUCAGUAGCACACCUUCCUUAGGAACACAAGUGGUGGAUGCUCGCUGCCUGCUGGCAUGGGUACGUUCUUUGGAACCCGUGGUAUAUCGCGCUAUCAGUGAUCGGUAACGGUGAUUAAGGUAAAAGCUUUCACCGGGGGAUAUUCAGGCCGGGUGAUCUGUUAACCCCCCACAUUCAGACAUUUUAUACCAGUUGUUAAGAGUCUGAUACGCUUGUACUGCCUGAAGCUUUUUAUAUUGGCACAUAAUAAGCGUUACAAUAAAUUCAGUGAAGCAGCA
Grus americana (Whooping crane) is the source of this 2415-nucleotide messenger RNA. Its product is annotated as ovocalyxin-32-like. Bases 175 to 1005 code for a protein of 276 amino acids. Lineage: Eukaryota; Metazoa; Chordata; Aves; Gruiformes; Gruidae. The record is from RefSeq and is a predicted model, not a curated record. The transcript is spliced from 6 exons. Gene Ontology annotation, molecular function: metalloendopeptidase inhibitor activity.